This is a messenger RNA of Diprion similis, 2283 nucleotides long. It is a transcript of the gene Sting, whose product is annotated as stimulator of interferon genes protein. The record is from RefSeq and is a predicted model, not a curated record. Gene Ontology annotation, biological process: positive regulation of type I interferon production; autophagosome assembly; positive regulation of macroautophagy. Lineage: Eukaryota; Metazoa; Arthropoda; Insecta; Hymenoptera; Diprionidae. Bases 110 to 1279 code for a protein of 389 amino acids. Gene Ontology annotation, molecular function: cyclic-di-GMP binding; 2',3'-cyclic GMP-AMP binding. Gene Ontology annotation, cellular component: autophagosome; endoplasmic reticulum membrane. The transcript is spliced from 10 exons.
CUUCUGGACGUUCUUUCAGCACCACGUAGUAAGGGCAGUUAAUCAGCGCUGCUCUGAAUGAACCAGCGAGGAAAAAUAGAGCUGUUCCAUUUGCUUUUUACAAUAAGAAAUGGCGAAUGCGAUUGAUCGUAACGAACUACAGGUAGUCAAGGAAUUAAGAGGAGGAGGGCUUUUGUAUCCUAAAAACAUACCUGGAGAUCGUGGUAAUGCUGCUCUGAUUACACAGAUUCUAUUUAUCAUUCUAUUUAUCGCGUUGUGUGCUUACUUUGCAUCGAGGAACCGAGAUUUAAAUGAGUGCAUUAAAUACUGUGUUUACUGCACCUCGAGCAACAUACUCUUGAUCUCACUGUGCAAUUUCUUGAUAAGAAUCGCGAACCUCUUCGAAGAGUUACGUCAUGUUCAUGCAAGAUACGGUGACAAAAUCUCAAAAGUCUUCGCAGUUGCCCUGGAAUACAACACAUUAUGUAUAAUUAUCAUCGCUGUGUGCAUCUCGUGUUUGAUUGCUAUGAGAAUGGAAGUCAAAAAUCCGUUCAAUUAUCUUUGGAGCUACGGUCCAGAAGCGUACAUCUGCUCAUUGCUUUCCACUCUGAUCAUACUACGCCUGGUUAAUAUUGACGAAAGCAGACUAGAUACAACUUUGAAACUUUCACAAAUGAAAGGUUUGGAUUAUGGAAGCAGUAUGGCAUACAGCUACUUCUAUGGAUAUUUGAACAUUGUUCUUCCUUCAGUUGGGGAUGAAAGCAAAGGCUUAUAUGAGAACAUUAAGGUAUACGAAAGUAUUAAUGGAGUAGAGGUACCAGUGAAAAAACUUUUCAUUUUAAUUCCUACCUCGCUUCACAUUCCUCCAAAUCUUGAAGAAGCUAGCUACUACUGGAUGGAAAGUGCUAAGAAACUCGAAUCGGUUGUUAGAACGCGAGCCGGUGUAGUUCAUCGCACGUAUCACAAUACUGUCUACAAGAUCCAUCCAAGCGGACAAAGAAAAAACAACAGUAAGGUGUACGUAAUAACUGAAGGUGCAACUCCUUUGCUGACGUUUUACGAAGUUCUGGAACAUUCUGAUAAGGAUUCGUCCUCUUACAAGGAAUUCAAGAAAGAAAUCGCGGGAUCUUUCUACAGAACCCUGCGGCACAUCAUCAAAAGUAAACCGGAAUGCCGCGAUUUGUGCGAAUUGAUUUAUUACGAAGAUUAUGAUUGUGAUGGCAAAAAAGUGAACAUUGCAGAGAUCCUGCUUGAGAAAAUCGGAGAACAGACUACCCUAGCUUUAGAUUACGGAGAGUAAAAAGAAAGUAAAGAAUGCCUAAUGUUGUUUUACGGUAGAAUUUUGUCAUAUGAUAAUACUAUUGUGAAAGAACUCUUGACAAGUUUCUAGGAGACCUGACACUGGCACAUUAACCGUUAGGUUGCUGGUAAACAAAAUGUGAUAAUACAAAAGAUGCCAAAAAGCAUGCAUAUAUACAUAAGGUAUAUCCAUUCUAUAAAAAGCUUCUUUCAAUGCGGCUUAAAGUUUGAGAUUAAAAUACUUACUUGAAACAAAAGUGUUGAGAAUUUUAGUCUAAUCGUAAUCGAGUUUUGAGAAGUUUUUAAUCGUGUUAUACAUUUGUGAUAGAUUUAUCUAAGUAUUUUUUACUCCUUAUUCCUAAAUUUUUUAAAACCAUUAACUAUUCCAAAAAAUUUUUUUUUGUUAAUUAUGAAAAUCAAUAUAUCAAAUUAUUAAGAGUACUAUUAUGCCUAACCAGUACCGAGACGGUUAAAUCAUGACAUGCUGAGCUUUGACAGUUUUGUAAAAUUAAAUGAUGAUGAUAGCUGAGUGUAAAAUUCAAAAAUUUUAAUUAACUGUGAUUUGACUUCGUGCCAGAUUGACUCUGCACUUAUUUGUAAGCGAUAUUUACGUCCAUUACAUCGUGUUAUGCGUUCGAAAGUAGGCCUAUUUGGUCUGUUUUAAAGAUUGACUGUGUUUCAAUGGCACUGUGUGUCCAAUGUGAUGUAAUAUAUAAUAUAAUAUUCGAUGUUGUAUCUUUUUUUAUAUUUCUUUUUCAAGCUCUACGUACUGUCAAACUUUGAUUUAAGUUCAGCCUUACAGUGGCGAAGCGGAAACUAAUUACAAGGAUCUGAAAAUUAAUCUACUUACCGUUAAGUUUGUACUGUAAUUUCGACAGUAGAAAGAAGACAUUCGUGAGAAAAAUCGUUUCAUCCCGAACAACUAACAUAAAUCUGGAUUAUUCUCACAGAUACGCAUCCAGCCACAUAAAAUACUGUUCUUGAGAGAUUACCGUAAUUUCAAUC